GCUCCUAUAUAUAUAUCCUCCACCAUCUACUCACCGCUUUCCUUGCUGAUUGUAGCUUCUUGUGUUAACCCGGCAAAUAUUUUAACCAAAAAAAAGGAAGAAAUAUGAGUCGACAUCCACUUACAAAAUGGGCUCAAAGAUCUGACAAGGUCUUCAUCACAAUUGAACUCCCUGAUGCCAAGGAUGUAAAACUCAAACUGGAACCUGAAGGUCGCUUUUAUUUCUCUGCGAAGAGUCCUGACAACACUCCCUAUGAACUCGAUCUUGAGUUGCACGACAAAGUUAAUGUUGAGGAGAGCAAAGCUGCAGUUGGACUGAGACACAUAUGUUAUCUAGUGAAGAAAACUGAGAAGAAAUGGUGGAGUAGGCUGUUGAAACAAGAAGGGAAGCCUCCAGUGUUUUUGAAAGUAGAUUGGGAUAGGUGGAUGGAUGAAGAUGAUGAGAAGGAAGGCAAAGUUGGAGACAUGGAUUUCGGUGAUAUGGAUUUUUCGAAGUUGGACAUGGGCGAUGGAGAUGAUGAUUUUGAUGUUGAUGCAGACAAACUAGCAGAGGAUGAUGGAAAGGGAGAUAUGGAGGCAGAAGGUGAGAACAAGGCGAAUGAAGAGACCUCAGCUGCAGCUACUGCUUCAAGCGAGUCUGAAGGGAAGGUGUAGGGAGGUUUACUCCACUCCAAGAGUAUUUUGUGGUCUAAAGUGAUGAUCUCUUAAUAAUGUCUUUUGUGUGUCUGGAGUUAAAUUUGAAUAGAGCAAAGAGUUGGUAUGUUACUCCGAUGAACCAUUUCCUUUUGUGGUGAAAGUUUGUUAAAAAUGUUAUUCUUGGUUCUGCAUAUUUGAGGAGUAUUAUGGACUCGUUUAAGUACUGCCUUCAGAUUGUACCCAUAUAGUCAGUCAGUGGAAACUUUGGUUUUAGCGACUUCUAUCAAUGCUUCAUAAAUUUCUUCGAGUCAUUUUGUGUGAGCUUCACGAAUUGCAUUCUAACAUUCCUACUC
This is a messenger RNA of Asparagus officinalis (garden asparagus), 988 nucleotides long. RefSeq lists its product as uncharacterized. The transcript is spliced from 6 exons. Gene Ontology annotation, cellular component: cytosol; nucleus. Lineage: Eukaryota; Viridiplantae; Streptophyta; Magnoliopsida; Asparagales; Asparagaceae. The record is from RefSeq and is a predicted model, not a curated record. Gene Ontology annotation, molecular function: protein-folding chaperone binding; Hsp90 protein binding. The coding region runs from base 105 to 653 and encodes 182 amino acids. Gene Ontology annotation, biological process: chaperone-mediated protein complex assembly; protein folding.